AUGCUCCUCCGCAGAGCGGUGACUGCUGCCCUCCACGACAGGAAACGGUUGUUCUUCUUCAUUCCGAAAGUGGUGCAACAGCAGACGACGAGGGCGUUGUUGACCACGGCCCAUGAUGUGGGACCGACGGAGGUAUGUCGUCUUGUCUUCCAGGUUGUCUUGUGUUGCGGCUGAGAUGGGAGAUUCGCAUGGGUCGGUCGGUCCUGGGGACGGGGACGGGGGAGGGGGAAUGGGGGGAUGACGUAUCGGGUAGACCGGUACAUGUAUCGGGGGGAAUGGAAUUGAACAAUGUGGAUGGGUCUUGCUUGCUGACUUGUGCCAAUCUUUUGGGACGGAUUUGUAGCCACCGCUCCUGGAACAGACGAUCCCGCAACAUUUCGCCUCGAUCGUUUCGAAAUAUGGACAUCGCACGGCGUAGGUUUCUUCUUCUUCUCUCUAAGAAUACCCACGAGCAAAGUAAACCUAGACUGGCCGGCUGACUAACAAACACUCUCCUGCUCCAGGGUCAUCUCGCGCCACCAAAACUCCCAAUCCCUCAGCUACCACCUCCUCGACGCGCAAUCCAACAGCCUCGCCCGCGGCCUGCAGUCUCUCGGAAUCCGCAAGGGCGAUCGGGUUUCCGUCUCUCUGGGCAAUAAUUUGGAAUUCGCCAUUCUGACGUAUGCCCUCUUCAAGCUCGGGGCGAUUCUGAAUCCCCUGAAUCCCAGUUUCAACGAGGCGCAGGUCGUCUCCGCCCUGCGGCAUUUGGGCAGUAAGUUGUUGAUUAUCGGGCGAGAGACGCGGUUGGUGAGGAAGGAGGCGAGGGAGAAUCGGCGGUUGGUGGAGGGGGUGUUGCGGGAGGGAGGGGUAGAGGGGGUGGUCGUGGUGGAGAAUUCGUCGAGGGGGGGAAGAGAGAGGGAAGCAUGGGAGGGAACGAUUGCGUAUUCGGAUCUUGCUGAGGGCAAUUCCACACAGACCCUCCCGGAUCAAAAGCUGGAGAAGCACGACGUGGUGAAUAUCCAAUUCACUUCCGGAACCACCUCCUCCCCCAAAGCGGCCUGUCUCUCGCAUCGGAGCAUUCUCAACAAUGGCGCGCAGAUUGGCGAUCGAAUGCUGCUGACGCCGGAAGACGUCGUGGUCUGUCCGCCUCCGCUCUUCCAUUGCUUCGGGUGUAUCCUCGGCUACAUGGCCACCGCCACGCACGGCUCGACCAUCGUCUUCCCCUCCGAGGCCUUCUCCGCCGAGGCCUCCCUCCGCGCCGUCCAAGAAUUCCGCGGCACCGCCCUCUAUGGCGUCGCGACCAUGUUCCUCGCCGAACUGGAAUUACUCGCCAACGGCACCGUGCCGAAUUCCGGCUUCGAAUUCCUCCGGACGGGCAUCGCGGCCGGCUCGAGCGUCCCGGCGGAACUGAUGCGGAAAUUGCAUCGCAUCCUGAACCUGGAAGAGCUGACCAUCUGCUACGGCAUGACGGAGACGUCUCCCGUAUCGUUCAUGACGCGCACGGACGACGCCUUGGCGAAGAGGAUCGAGACGGUGGGGCGCUUGCAACCGCACGUGGAGGCGAAGAUUCUGGAUCCGACGGACCACACGCGGAUUCUGCAGGUCGGGGAGAGGGGCGAACUGGCGGUGUCGGGAUACCUGGUGAUGAAGGAAUACUACGACGACCCCGUGCGGACGCGCCAAGUGAUGCUGGCGGACCCGGACGAUGCGUCCAACAAGCGGUGGAUGUUGACGGGGGACGAGGCGAGUAUGGACGCCGAGGGCUACGUGUCCAUCACGGGGCGCAUCAAAGACCUCAUCAUCCGCGGCGGGGAGAACAUCCAUCCGCUGGAGAUUGAGAAUUGUCUGCUGGGGCACGAGCGGGUUCGCGAGGUGAGUUGCGUGGGACUGCCGGAUGAGCGGUAUGGGGAGGUGGUUGCUGUUUUUGUCGUGCAGAAGGAAGGGGCGGAGUUGGAGUUGGGGGAGGAGGAAGUGAGGGGGUGGGUGAGGGAGAGGUUGAGUGGGCAUUUAGGUGGGUUCCAAAUCUCUCUUUCUACUUCUACUUCUCCUUCGCGUUUGUUUUUGGAUAUGGGCGAUUGUUCGGGAUAGCUGAUGAUUCCGUGUGUGCGUGUGAGCAGUACCGAAGUAUGUCUUCUGGGUAUCCGACUAUCCCAAAACGGCCAGCGGCAAGAUUCAGAAAUUCAAGCUCCGAGAGGAAGGGAUUCGGCUGGUCAAGGAAGGCAAGGGGACGGGUCUCUCAUGA
This is a messenger RNA of Lecanosticta acicola, 2221 nucleotides long. Lineage: Eukaryota; Fungi; Ascomycota; Dothideomycetes; Mycosphaerellales; Mycosphaerellaceae. The record is from the annotation of a GenBank genome assembly.